Molecule: messenger RNA, 2802 nt
Organism: Pedinophyceae sp. YPF-701
Lineage: Eukaryota; Viridiplantae; Chlorophyta; Pedinophyceae
Source: the annotation of a GenBank genome assembly
AUGCCGAAAGAGAAACCCGCUGACGCUCCGGCGGGUGGCCCGGCAGAACCGUCGCCGCCGCCCGUCGGGAGGACGGAUGAUAGUUCGCAGAUGGAGCAGGCCGCACGCGCCCAGUCGGGGCCCGCCGAGCACGAUCAGCGCGGCGCGGCGGCGGACGGCCACCAGGCGCGCAGCCAAGGCCACCAGCGCAGCAGCAGCGUCGAUUGCUCGUCCGCGAAGAGCGUCCAGCGGCCGAGAAGGGGCACUUCCGCGUCCAGGGCGACGGCUGGCGGUUCGAAGAGGAGGGAAACUACGGCCCGGGCGAACACCAAGGCGGGCGGAGUUUCCGCGGCGGGACCGCCCGACGCAGAUGCUGCUCCUCUCCUAGCAGAGCGCGGAGCGAAGCAGGCGGACAACGGCGACGGCGAGCUGUCCAUGUCCACGGACGCUGCGGGCGGGGAAAGCAAGGGCACCGCGGCCGCGCGGGAGAAGCCCAAGCCGCCGCAGCGCCUGCCCUGCCCGCGCUGCGCCUCGACCAACACCAAGUUCUGUUACUUCAACAACUACAACACCAAGCAGCCGCGGUACCUCUGCAAGGGCUGCCAGAGGUACUGGACCGCCGGAGGCACGCUCCGCAACGUGCCGCCGGGCGCCGGACGGCGGCGCAAGAAGACGGCCGCGAGCGCCCAGCACGCCCCGAGCGCGCCCGCCAAGGCCGACCCCGUGGCGCCGCGGCCGGACCAGGCCAACCUCGGGAACCUCCGGACCUUCGAGAACUACAGCAACAUGUACCUCGGAGCGCUUCCGUCGACGUACCCGGCCUUCGGGGGCAUGCCCGCGGCGCCCCCCAACCUGCACUCGCUGACGGGCGUGGCCAAGGCCUUCUCGGGGGGCGGCGCCGCGGACUGGGAGCGGCAGCAGGGCGGCGAGGGCUUCGGGAAGCAGAAGCGGUCGGCGCGGCGCGCGGCAGCGACCACGACCGCCCCGCCGUCGCAGCUUGCGGUGCCCGGCGCGCAGGCGGGCCCGCCGGGCUCGCCCGGCAACGUCCCGCCGGGCGCGGGCGGCGCCGGAAACGCCGCGGCGGCUCCCGGCGACGCGGUGAUGGCUGCGCCCGGGCCCGACGGGCAGCAGGCGCCGGGGGUGGACGCGCAGCGGCUGCAGGCGCUCACGGCACACAUGCUGUCGCGGAUCCCGCAGCUCGCGCUGCAGUUCCAGGCGCAGCACCCGCCGCAGUACCCGCACCAGCCGCUGGCGCAGGACGCAGCGGCGGGGCAGGCGUACAACGCGGCGCCGGACCCCGCACACCACCCGCCGCAGCAGGGCCUCCUCAACAUCCCGCCCGAGCAGCUGCAGCUGCUGCUGGCGUCGCUGCUGCAGGUGGCACAGACGCAGCAGCAUCACCACCACCACCAGCAGCAGCAGCCGCCGGUGCAGCCGCAGCAGCAGCAGCAGCAGCAGCAGCAGCAGCAGCAGCAGCAGCAGCAGCCACAGCCGCAGCCGCAGCCGCAGGCGUCGCCUCAGCCGCAGCAGCAGUCGCCGGCUCCCGUGCAGCAGCAGGGCAAGCAGACUCCGUCGUCUCCGCAGCCGCCGACGGGCGCCCAAGGACCGUUCGUCGCGCCUCCCAGCGCCCCGCCGCUGGUGCCGCCCAGCCAGCCGCCGCUCGCGCCUUCGUGGUCGAGCCUGACUUCGGUGCUCUGGCUGCUGUCGUCGCUCGCGCAGGUCCAGCGCGCGCAGGCGCACGCGCACCAGCCGCCCCCGCAGCACCACGUCUUCGCACAACCACCAGGACUGUCGUCCCCGCAAACGACGUGGGUGCCGACGGCGCAGCAGCAGCAGCAGCAGUCGAUGCCGCCUCCAGUGCCGCGUCCUGCGCAAGAGCAUCCGCAGCAGCAGCAGCAGGCACCGCAGCCGCAGCAGCCGCAGCCACCGCAGCCGCAGGCCUCAGUGCCCGCGGCGCAGUGGAACGCCAUCCUGCAGGCAAUGCAGCAGGUUCCGGCGUUUGCGCACGGCUCCAGUCCCCCCUCCAUGGCGUCCAUCCCCGCCCUCCUCGCGGCGAUGCAGCUGCAGCAGCAGCAGGCACAGCAGCAGGCGGCGCCGCCGCCCAACCUGCCGCCGCAGCUCGGGCAGGCGCCGCAGGCGCAGCAGGGCCAGAUGCCCCCGCCCGCGCAGCCGCAGCCGGGCCCGCAGGCCGGCGGCGCCCGCGGGCCCGCCAAUGGCCCAGGCAGGCUUCCCAUGGCCAGCGCAGCCGGGCGGGCAGGCAGGCGAGGGCGGCCACAAGCGCCCGCGCGACGAGUCGCCGCAGCUCGAGCCGCUGCCGGCGUGGCCCCGGAGCGGCGGUCAGCACACGUCGCAGCGCACGGCGCGGCAGGGGCGCAACAUGCCAGCCGCGCGCGACGGCGGCGCCGGGCGCGCCGGGGCGGCGCAGAACGGCGCGGACACGCAGGCCACGCGCGGCAGCGGCGCGAACGGCUCUGGCAACGGCAACUCGGGCAACGGCAACGGCGGCUCGGGCAACGGCACGAACAUGAUGGCUGGCACGGGCACCACGCUCACCAACACGGGCACGGGCAGCGGCAACCGCGCGUCGGGCAACGGCAGCGGCAACGGCAGCGGCAACGGCAGCGGGAAGGAGGCGCCGCAGGAGGCCCAGGGCGCGCUGAAGGACGGCGGCGACGCUGCUGCUGGCGCCAAGGCGCUGCAGGCGCGCGAGGCCGCGAAGCUCCCGAACGACCUGUCCGCGGAGAGCGGGAGCACGGAGGCCAGCAACCCGAAUGUCCAGCAGCGCAAGCGCAGCCGCGUGGCGUGAGGCGCUCCCCCCCCUAG